Messenger RNA from Gossypium raimondii (Peruvian cotton), 3604 nucleotides. Its product is annotated as homeobox-leucine zipper protein ANTHOCYANINLESS 2. NCBI's taxonomy places the organism in Eukaryota, Viridiplantae, Streptophyta, Magnoliopsida, Malvales, Malvaceae. The transcript has 9 exons. Gene Ontology annotation, biological process: regulation of DNA-templated transcription. The coding region runs from base 716 to 3178 and encodes 820 amino acids. Gene Ontology annotation, molecular function: DNA binding; DNA-binding transcription factor activity, RNA polymerase II-specific; lipid binding. The record is from RefSeq and is a predicted model, not a curated record.
CUGUUCCUUUUUCUUUUCCCCUUUUGAAAAAGGCUUGGGGUUUUCAUUUUCCCUUUCAUAUGGCAGUUUUGGUUUUGUUGUUUGGGGAGAUGACUUUCAUGUCUUUUUGAAAAGCUUUAUUUUAGUAGCAGUGUAAAAGUCAAGCAUGCAGAGAAACGAGAAGAUAAAUAAUACUAACAUAACACUCUCAGCCAUAAACUAGGGUUCCCAGUUACUAUCUUUCAAACGCUCAGUCCAUUGAUUUUCAAGGCCUUGCCUUCUACUUCUCUUUUUCAGACAUAAAACAAAAAACCCAGAAAGGUUUUCCUUUUUUUUCUUAAAGCGAAAGAGAGAGAGGGAUAGAGAACGAAGAGCUAAGCUGUAACAAGCAGAAGGGGUUUUGCUUGAGCCUUCUUUCUCUUUCUUUCUCUCCAUUACAAUCACUUGUUUAUAGAGAGGGACUGUGUGACAUUUAGAGUUUCUUUGUUUAUCCUUUUUGUUUCCUCUAUUUCUCUUCCGUAGGUUUUCUUCUUCUUCUUUUUUUAUGGAUAUGUUGGUUAGCAAAUCUGGGUUCCAUUCCAUGAGAGUGUGAAAUGAAUCAAAUCAGUCAAAUGGGAGUGUAGUUAGAAAGAGUGCUUGUAAAUUUUUUUUAGAGGAAAAAAAGAGAGAAAUAAAAGUUGUACGCUUGAUAGGUAUAGAACAAUAAAGAACAGGGAGAAAAAAAGGAUAUUAUUUGAUGAGUUUUGGGGGAUUUUUGGAUAACAGCACUGGUGGAGGCUUUGGGGGUGCAAGAAUGGUUGCAGACAUCCCUUAUAGCAAUAACAUGGCCACCGGUGCUACUGCUAUUGCCCAGCCUCGGCUUAUGUCUCCUUCUCUUCCUAAGAACAUAUUUAACUCUCCAGGGCUCUCCCUUGCUCUCCAACCGAAUAUAGAUAAUCAAGGAGAUCAUGGCAGCAGGAUAAUGCGUGAGAGUUUGGAGGGAAGUGUGGGGAGAAGAAGUAGAGAAGAAGAACAUGAGAGCAGAUCUGGGAGUGAUAACAUGGAUGGAGCUUCGGGAGAUGAUCAAGACGCCGCCGACAAGCCUCCCAGGAAGAAGAGAUACCACCGACACACUCCUCAGCAAAUCCAAGAGCUUGAAGCUCUCUUUAAGGAGUGCCCUCAUCCCGAUGAGAAGCAGAGAUUGGAGCUUAGCAAAAGGCUUUGCUUAGAAACCAGACAGGUUAAGUUUUGGUUCCAAAACCGCCGUACCCAAAUGAAGACCCAAUUGGAACGCCAUGAGAACUCUUUGCUCAGGCAAGAGAAUGAUAAGCUUCGAGCUGAAAACAUGUCUAUAAGGGACGCUAUGAGGAAUCCCAUUUGUACUAAUUGCGGGGGUCCGGCGAUUAUCGGUGAUAUAUCCCUUGAAGAACAACACCUUAGGAUCGAGAACGCUCGUUUAAAAGAUGAGCUAGAUCGAGUUUGUGCACUGGCAGGCAAGUUUCUGGGGCGUCCCAUUUCAACACUAGCCACUUCAAUUGCACCUCCAUUGCCCAACUCAAGUUUGGAGCUUGGAGUUGGUAGCAACGGUUUCGGAGCUUUAAGCACCGUGGCUACAACAUUGCCUCUGGCGCCUGACUUUGGAGGUGGGAUGUCAAAUGCUUUGAUUCCUGCUAGCAGACCAACAACUGCAGUGACUGGACUCGACAGAUCGGUGGAAAGAUCCAUGUUUUUGGAACUUGCUUUGGCAGCAAUGGAUGAAUUGGUUAAGAUGGCACAAACUGAUGAACCGCUUUGGAUUAGGAGCUUGGAAGGUGGGAGAGAAAUACUAAACCAAGAUGAGUACUUGAGGACUUUCACUCCUUGCAUUGGCAUGAAAUCCAACGGCUUUGUCACUGAGGCUUCUCGAGAGUCUGGGAUGGUGAUUAUCAACAGUUUGGCCCUUGUUGAAACCUUGAUGGACUCGAAUCGUUGGUCGGAGAUGUUUCCAUGUAUGAUUGCCAGAACAUCAACGACUGAUGUGAUAUCUAGUGGUGUGGGAGGAACCAGGAACGGUGCACUUCAACUGAUGCAUGCUGAGCUCCAAGUCCUUUCUCCUUUGGUUCCAGUUCGCGAGGUUAAUUUCCUAAGGUUCUGCAAGCAACACGCAGAAGGGGUUUGGGCUGUGGUCGAUGUGUCCAUUGAGACCAUCCGAGAAACUUCGGGUGCACCCUCAUUUGUGAACUGCAGGAGGCUUCCUUCUGGCUGUGUUGUGCAAGAUAUGCCCAAUGGCUACUCCAAGGUGACAUGGGUGGAACAUGCAGAAUAUGAGGAGAGCCAAGUUCACCAACUCUACCACCCAUUGCUAAGAUCGGGGAUGGCCUUCGGUGCCCAACGCUGGGUGGCCACCCUACAGCGCCAAUGCGAAUGCCUUGCUAUCCUUAUGUCCUCCUCUGUUCCCACUAGGGAUCAUACAGGGAUAACUGCAAGUGGGAGACGAAGCAUGCUAAAGCUAGCCCAACGAAUGACGGAUAAUUUCUGUGCUGGGGUGUGUGCCUCCACGGUUCAUAAAUGGAACAAGCUGAACGUAGGGAACGUGGAUGAGGACGUUAGGGUAAUGACCCGAAAGAGCGUUGACGACCCCGGUGAGCCACCGGGCAUCGUGUUGAGCGCGGCUACUUCAGUUUGGUUGCCAGUGUCACCUCAAAGACUGUUUGAUUUCCUGCGUGAUGAACGGCUGAGAAGCGAGUGGGACAUCUUGUCCAACGGUGGUCCCAUGCAAGAGAUGGCCCACAUCGCCAAAGGCCAAGAUCACGGCAACUGCGUCUCCCUCCUCCGUGCCAGCGCCAUGAACGCAAACCAGAGCAGCAUGCUGAUACUGCAGGAGACAUGCAUCGAUGCGGCGGGAUCGCUUGUGGUGUACGCGCCUGUUGACAUCCCAGCCAUGCACGUGGUUAUGAACGGAGGUGAUUCCGCUUACGUGGCUCUCUUACCCUCGGGUUUUGCUAUCGUCCCCGAUGGACCAGGCUCUCGUGGGCCUACCUCUAAUGGGCAGGUUAACAGGAACGGCGGUGGUGGGGGCGGGGCUCAAAGAGUGGGUGGGUCCCUUCUCACGGUGGCUUUCCAAAUACUGGUCAACAGUUUACCGACGGCCAAACUCACGGUGGAAUCAGUGGAGACGGUGAAUAAUCUGAUUUCAUGCACCGUCCAGAAGAUUAAAGCUGCCCUUCAAUGUGAAAGCUGAGGAAAAAGGCUCACGUGAUCCUGAGGCCAGUUUCUUUAUUAGUUUAUUUUUUUUGUUCUAGUCCAUUUAAAAAAAAAUUCAAAAGGAAGUGUGCUUUUACUGUUGUACUCCUUUGUGUGAGGAAGUCUUUGCGUGUAACUCAGUGGGUGUUGAGUCAAGAACGAACCGCGCUUGGAGACUCCUUGCAUGGAUCGUAUAUCAGGCUUGUGACUCAAGUGCAAAAUGUAAGGGUGGUGGUUCGGGUAUUGACUCUGGUCGACCCUUGAGAUGGCUCAACAUGGAAAAUGAAAAAAAAAAAGUUAAAAAAAAAAUCCAAGAACAAGGAUAUCUUCAACAGACAACUUCUUAGUUAUUAUUGUAUUAAAAACAUCUUUUGCUACGAGUUCAAAUUGUCAAGCUCAAGUGCUAGUUUAAUGAUGGUAUUAA